AAUCAUUUCGGUUCUAAUGGUGUGAAAAUUAUGUACUUGACAUUUUGAUUUGAAGUCUCGCAUGUGACCUACUUCGUAAAUUCGCGGGAAUUUCCCAAAAUGGCUGACCAAAUUUUUAUGGAAAACCUUGAGGAGUAUGUCAAUGACGCCAACAAAAUAGUUUCAUACAAAUGGCUGAGUCGGACACUUGGAGUUCAUGUCAAUGAAGCAAAGCAAAUGCUACACAGUUUUGUAGAAAAAGAAAGAAAUGAGAAAGACAAUGACAAAAUUUCUGUGGUGUAUAUGGUGUCAGGUGUGUCAAAGACUGAUAAGGUACACAGAAUCUGUGUCAUACAAGAGGAGCAACUGGAAGCUACAAAGGCUCAACUUGACCCAGUAACUAGUUGCCAUGUCUACAGUGUACAACAAGCAAAGUUGAAGGACUCUAAUGCUCUGUACACUGCUGACUAUGACCUCCUGAAAGAACAGAUAUUUACUUCAAAUAAAUAUAGUGCAAUCAAAUGCACCCUCGCAAAGUUGAGGUCUGCUGAUGAGCUGAAAAUAUCUGCCUUGAAGAUCAACGAGUCAUCUACAGAGAAAUCUGCAGUCAAGAACAAUAAAAGCUCAACAGCCGAUACUAAACCAAAGAAGACUGAGAGUGAUGUCUCUAAAAAGGGUGGACCUGGAAAGAAGUCAUCUCCCCAAGGGAAGCAAGGGAUAGCUAGUAUGUUUACCAAAGCAGAGAAGAAAUCUGCCCCUGAAUCAGAGAAGAGUGUGAAGUCUGCAGCUAAGGGGAAACCUAAGCAGGCAGGAGUGAUGUCUUUCUUUAAUAAACAGUCAAGUAAACCUGCAGGAAAAGCAACUAAAAAGGAAUCUCCAGUAAAAAGUAAGAAGAAGCGGGAUGAUGACAGUGAUGAGGAUGUUAAGAAGCCAAAGAAGAGACGUGUCAUUGAAAGCAGUAGUGAAAGCGAAAGUGAAGAAGAAAUGAUGGAGGAAGAACCAAUGCCCCCUACCCCACCCAGAGAGGCAACACCCCCACCCCAGGAGCUUACCCCAACCCCAGAAGAACCAGAGAGCCCAAUACCCAAAACUAAUGCUGAGAAAACCAAUAAUAAGAAUUCUGAUGUGUCAGAUGCCACUCAAAAAGGACAUAGGAGAAAGAGAAAAAGGAAAUUAGUUCCAAAAACUUCCAUAGAUGAAGAUGGAUUUAUGGUGACAGAAAAGGUUUGGGAGAGUGAUUCCACUGAUGCCUCAGAUGUAGAACCUCCUCCACCUCUAGUACAGAAGAGUCCCAAUCCUCCUUCACAGAAGAGGUCUACAGAGGAAAGUGGAACAAAAAAGGAGACAAAGACGAAAGCCCCCGCUAAAAAACAAAGCAAGGCAAAUACGAAACAGACUUCUCUUAUGAACUUCUUUAAGAAAUCAUGAUCACAUAUUCCUGAUAAGGGGUGACUGUAAUUGGACAAAUGGUUAUAGAUAAAAUACAAAUAUCACAUUCAAUGCUGACUUUAGAAAAUUAUCAAUAAUUGUAUACCGAAC
Owenia fusiformis is the source of this 1518-nucleotide messenger RNA. The record is from the annotation of a GenBank genome assembly. Lineage: Eukaryota; Metazoa; Annelida; Polychaeta; Sabellida; Oweniidae.